This is a messenger RNA of Apus apus (common swift), 4308 nucleotides long. It is a transcript of the gene SNTB1, whose product is annotated as syntrophin beta 1. The coding region runs from base 84 to 1649 and encodes 521 amino acids. Gene Ontology annotation, cellular component: intracellular anatomical structure; synapse; dystrophin-associated glycoprotein complex. The record is from RefSeq and is a predicted model, not a curated record. Lineage: Eukaryota; Metazoa; Chordata; Aves; Apodiformes; Apodidae. Gene Ontology annotation, molecular function: structural molecule activity; protein binding. The transcript is spliced from 7 exons.
GCUGAAGUCCGGUGCCUCCGCGCCGUGCCGCGCCGUGCCGAGCUGGGGGUACCGUCACUCGGCGCUUCCAGCAUGCUCCUAAGAUGGCGGUAGCGGCGGCGGGCGGCGGCGGGGGCGGCCGGGCGCAGCGCAGCGGCUGGCUGGAAGUUUUGGUGCGGGAGCGCUGGCACAAAGUCUUAGCUAACUUGGGCGGCGAGGCGCUGGUGCUGAGCGGCGAGGAGCGCCCCGACGGCGCGGCCCACAACGGGCUGGGCGGCGAUGGAGCGGCGUGCCGCGGCGCCGAGGGCGGCGGGGGGGCGGCGGUGCGCACCGCCUUCACCGACCCCCCCGAGCAGGUGCCCGAGGCCGUCUCUAACAAGAAGCGGUGCGUGAAGGUGCUGAAGCAGGAGCUGGGCGGGCUGGGCAUCAGCAUCAAGGGGGGCAAGGAGAAUAAGAUGCCCAUCCUCAUCAGCAAGAUCUUCAAGGGGCUGGCGGCAGACCAGACCCAGGCCCUCUACGUGGGCGAUGCCAUCCUGGCCGUCAACGGCACCGACCUGCGGGAUGCCACCCACGACGAGGCGGUGCAGGCGCUCAAGCGGGCCGGCAAGGAGGUGCUGCUCGAAGUGAAAUACAUGAGAGAAGCAACCCCCUACGUGAAGAAAGGCUCCCCUGUUUCAGAAAUUGGGUGGGAGACACCUCCCCCCGAAUCUCCCCGCUUGGGUUGUGCCACUGCUGACCCACUGUCGCAGCUUUCGCUCUCCAUCCACAGAGACAAGAAGACAAUACCCCUCAAGAUGUGCUACGUGACACGCAACAUGACGGUGUCAGACCCUGAAAACAGACUUAUUGAAGUUCAUUCACCUGAUGCCAAGCACACCGUGGUGCUCAGGAGUAAGGAUUCAGCUACAGCCCAGGCCUGGUUCAAUGCCAUCCACUCCAGUGUCAAUGAGCUCAUCCCCAGGGUGAUUGCAGAGGUCAGAGACCAGCUGGGUAAAACAGGGAUUGCUGGAAGUCGAGAAAUUAGACAUCUAGGCUGGCUUGCCGAAAAGGUACCAGGAGACAACGAGAAGCAGUGGAAGCCAGUGUUAGUGGUCUUGACGGAGAAAGACCUCUUAAUGUAUGAGAGCAUGCCACGGAUGAAGGAAGCUUGGUUCAAUCCUCUGCAUACUUACCCCCUGCUAGCCACCAGGCUGGUCCAUUCUGGCCCAGGAAAAGGCUCACCACAGUCUGGAGUGGAUUUGUCCUUCGCAACCCGUACGGGCACGAGGCAAGGGAUUGAAACCCAUCUGUUCAGGACAGAGACCAGCCGGGACCUCUCAGUGUGGACGAGGAACAUAGUGCAGGGCUGCCACAAUUCUGCAGAGCUCAUCACAGAAAUCACCACAUCUUGCACAUAUAAGAGCCAGGAGUGUCGUUUGACCAUCCAUUAUGAACAUGGAUUCUCUCUUACAAGUGAACCACAAGAUGGUGCCUUCUCUAAGACAAUUGCACAAUAUCCCUACGAAAAACUGAAAAUGUCCUCAGAUGAUGGGAUUAGGAUGCUUUAUUUAGACUUUGGAGGAAAGGAUGGAGAAAUUCAACUGGACCUUCAUUCCUGUCCAAAACCAAUUGUGUUCAUCAUUCAUUCCUUCCUGUCAGCAAAGAUUACAAGACUUGGCUUGGUGGCCUAAGUGGGAUCCAUCUCUUUCUUCGGAGAAAGUCAGAGUGACCACGCUAAUCUGAAGCACAGCGACAUGUACCAGCCAGCAGUGCACACCAGCCUGGGGUUCAGUACUGGACCUUGGUCAUUUCUGCAGUCUUCCAAGGCCCAGGUUUCAUUUUGAUCAGCUACAGAGGUGGCAUGACAAGAAAAACAGUGGAUUUCUUUGUAAAUAAUGGGAUUUUAAAAUCCCGUAUCAGACAGUAAAAGUGUGUAGUACCAUACAUGUAAAUGUUUCAGAAUCAUAAAUUGUGCCUAUUUCAAUGUACUUGUUUAUACAGAAUAAGUAAAGGGCUAAGCAGGCAAGAGUGGGUGUUGGUUGUGAUGCAAGCUCAAAGUUGUUUGAGUAUAAGUUCCCCAAACAAGAUUGUCCCACCACCUAAAAGUAAAAUAAUUCCUUGGUGCUAAGCUUUGCACUGCUUACAGAAGACUAUUCUUUUGGGGCACCAUCAGAACCUGUUGCUUGAAUACCCAGCAGAGCAUGCAGAUACGCACCUUGAGUCAGAUGCUUUAAAGCAAUACAGCUGUGGCCAGUGAACAGCUGGAGGGUCCCCCGCCAAGGGGCACUUUUUAAUUAAAUGAUGAAGGCAUCUGGCAUACAUUCCUAGCAAUGGGCCCCAAACAAGACUAGCUACAGCAAUGUUUGGAGAGUGGGCUGUUGGUGGGGCGAAGGUAGGAGCAUCCAGUGUUAAUGAACACACAGGAUCUAUUAUUAUAGUGACUACCCAGAAUGGCUUACUUAGUUGCAGCUACCUGGGACCCCUGGCUCAGGUAAAAGUUACGUGAACCCAUGUUGAAGUGUGACCUAAGCUUCCAUCAUGUUUCCAUGGCAGUUUUCCAAGAGAAAGCCAGGCUGAGCUUUCUGUGCUCCUACUCCUACUGCCUCAACCCCUCAGCUCAGCCAAGACUGGUUAUGUGGUCUUCAUAGAAGAAGAAAAAUGGGGAAGGAGGAAGACUUGUAUUUUUUGGGGGUCUUCUAGAUUAGAUCAGAAAAAUUACUCAAACAGCUCCACAACAGUGAGGAAAUGCACUGGGGCAGGAACACGAGCUGCACUGCCAGAAAAGCCUUAAUAUUGAACUGCUCCUACAAGCCUCACUUGGUGAGUCCAGAUUUAUUCCUUGCUGGUAAAACAGAAGACAUUCACCUCCGUACCCACAAGUUACUAGUUCCUGUUUUGCACCACAGCUUACUUACUGUUUUAAGUUAAAACAUUCGAAUCACUGAGUUUUGGCCUUGCUCAUGGUUAUAUUGGGCACAAAGUGGGCACCAGGCAGGAACACUGACCUUCAUUGACAGGGAUCAUACACACAGCUUGCAUCUGGAACUAAUAAAUUGGUUUAAUGUGGUUGGGUGGGAACAGAAAAACAGAACUGCUUCAUAUAGAGGUGUUUGGUUUUAGAGUUUUGCCCUAAAUUCACACUUUGAAGGAGAGGAACUGUACAGAAAGUAAUAAAUCCAAAAUUUGUAAAAGUUUGCUUGUCAUACUACAACACUUCUUUUAUUCUUAAGAAAGCACACAAUUUUCAACUUAAUGUCACUUGACUGGUCAAGAGGAACAUUAAAAACACUGUUUGGUUCCAUGUUGGUUUUUAAGCUAAGUCUUGAGCACUAAGUGUACAUCAUGCUGUUUAUUCACAGUGUAGGAAUUAGUUUGUGGUGAUUUCCACAGACAUCUUAAUCAUCAAAACUUAUUUAAAAAUUAAGAUGAUGGGCUGAAUUUACAAUUUACAAAUAAACAGAAAAUUAUCAUUAAAGAACAAUAGCUAAAUCACCAUUUGGAAGAGCAGCCUCACUCCCAGCACCUCUCACCAGUCAAAAGCAAGCCUGGGAGGGGAUUGUGUGUAGCUUUGAACUUUGUUAUUACUGUCAUGGUACUUGCACUUAAAAAUUAAUUCCUCAUGUAAAUUCACAAGGUAGGAGAUAACCUGUUACAUAACUUACCUAGGAUUUCCAAAUGGACAUUUCUGAUUUAGCAGCCACUGCCGUUCACAUAAAUUUCUGUGGUAGUUUCUUGGGUUUCCUUUGGCUUGGAUGCUUCGAGGAGAACGACUUCGGAGAAGCUGGGAGCAGUCGGUACGCUGGGGGACUGGGUCCUUGAGUAUGGACCCACAUCACAAGUAAAACAUUGGGUGAAGUUUCUAGAGAGUGAUUCAGGACACUUAUUGCUGUUCCAAAGUAUAACUUAAAAGUCUGGAUGCAGGUUAAAGUGAAAACUUGUAUACUGUGGGGUAGGUUAAAUACAUAUGUAAACUAUACUGCACUAUUUCCUUAUUCCUUUAACACUUACAAAUCACUGGAAUGUUAUACUUAACAUGUAUGUGCAUUGUAAAUAUUACAAAUUCCUAUGUUAGAACCAACAAUUAAAUGACACAAUAUGUAAUCUAAGGUGCUCAGUACUAUAUGAAGUAUAAGUGAAUAAUUAAAUGGUUUGCAAAGAAAAUUCAUAUAUAUUUAUAGAAAAAAAAUAAUGAUAAUUACAGAUGCUAUUUCUUCAUUUUCAGAUUUUGGACUGAUUCAUAUUUGGAUGGGAUAGACAAAUGAAAUACAGACCUACUCCACAUUUGUAAGAGUAUAGUGAAUAUUUAUAUUUUAGAGGAAAAGAAUAUAUUUAAUAAAGUCAUUUAUUGGA